AUGCCAAACAAAGAAACUAGAAACGUACGGUCUUUAAGAAAAAGGGUUAAGAAAGAGUAUACAGAAGAUGAUGAUGAGUAUUAUGAGGAAACCCCGAAAGAAAAGAAGGCAAAGCUCGUCAAAACAUCUAGCAAAAAGGGUGCGCCGAGCAGUUACUCUGGUGAUUCCAAGGAAGUAUUGGGCAAUAAUUCCUUCGAGAAGGCAAUAGCACUAUUUGAAAAGACAGAUCCUGCUUUAUCAGACUUUAUUAAAAGUUGUGACGAUCCAAAUACAUUGAUGGAUGUUAAGAUGAAUGCGUAUCAAACACUUGUUAAAAUAAUAAUAUCACAGCAACUAUCUACAAGUGCAGCACGUUCAAUAAUGACAAAAUUUAUUAAACUUUUUCUUAAAGAAGGCGAGUCAACUGAGCCCGAUCAUCAAUUCAAGGCACAUCCUCAUUUUCCAACACCUGAAAUUGUUAAAGAAACUUCUCCAGAAAGAUUGAGAUCAGCAGGUAUAUCGUUUAGGAAAGCAGGGUAUUUGCUUAUUAUUUCGGAAAAGUUUUCAGAUAAAAAUUAUCUAUUGAAUGAUGAUAAGAAAUUAAAUGAUAUGUCUAAUGAAGAUAUAGCAAGAUUGUUGAUAGAUCUUAAAGGGAUUGGCCCCUGGGCUGUAGACAUUUUUCUCUUGCUAUAUAUGAAGAGAUCGGAUAUUUUUCCUAUUAGUGAUGCAGGCAUUAGAAAAGGAUUAAGUAUGCUUAUACAAAAUACACUGGGUAAGAAAGGAAAGAAGUUAAACUAUUUAUCCAUAGAAGAAAUGGAAAAAUAUUCUGAAAAUUGGAAACCUUACCGAAGUGUUGCAUCUUGGUAUUUAAUGAAGGUGUCAUCGCCAGAGCGGGUAAAAGGCUAUCUUAAGAUUAGAGAAUAG
Messenger RNA from Debaryomyces hansenii CBS767, 903 nucleotides. Its product is annotated as DNA-3-methyladenine glycosylase family protein. Gene Ontology annotation, cellular component: protein-DNA complex; nucleus. Gene Ontology annotation, biological process: base-excision repair, AP site formation; base-excision repair; DNA alkylation repair. The transcript has a single exon. NCBI's taxonomy places the organism in Eukaryota, Fungi, Ascomycota, Pichiomycetes, Serinales, Debaryomycetaceae. Gene Ontology annotation, molecular function: DNA-3-methyladenine glycosylase activity; DNA-7-methylguanine glycosylase activity; alkylated DNA binding. The record is from RefSeq and is a predicted model, not a curated record. The coding region runs from base 1 to 903 and encodes 300 amino acids.